AUAAAAGCCUGCUCAUCUGCAGAUAUAUCAUUGUGUUACCUAGUUUGAAAAGAGAUACUUCAAAGUCGUGAUCAGUUUGGAAGUUAGUGUUAGAAGUUAGAAGAAAACUUACCAACAAAGAGAAAAAUGUUACUUUCCUGGACACUGGUAUUUAUCGCUAUUGCAUCAUGCGGUUCACUUGAUCCUUGUGCAAUACGAUGUAAUACGACAGUUGACGAACCAGUUUGCGGCUAUAAUGGCGUAGAAUAUCAAUUAUUCCAAAAUAAUUGUUUUCUGCUACUUGCAAAUUGCGGUGCUAGAAACAGUUGGGAAAAACGCCCACUCAAUGAGUGUUCUUCAAGGAGUCGUACGAAACGGUCAAGUACUUGCCCGACUAUGUGUCCCAUGGUUUAUAAUCCCGUUUGCGCGACAGAUGGAAAUACCAGCAAAAUUUUCGGAAAUCAAUGUGAAAUGAAUGUGGCAAACUGCAAAAGCAACAGAUGGAGAGCAACCCGAUCGAAUGCUUGCGUUUAAUAAUUCGUUGAAGAUCAUUUUAAAUUUUUUAAAGAAAUUGAUGAUACGAAAACUCAAAAUUUGCUGGCAAGAAAUAGUGCUUGUUUGUAAAAUUCGAUAAAUAAAACAAGGAUUUGAUGAAA
Molecule: messenger RNA, 635 nt
Organism: Hermetia illucens (black soldier fly)
Lineage: Eukaryota; Metazoa; Arthropoda; Insecta; Diptera; Stratiomyidae
Product: extracellular protease inhibitor 10-like
Exons: 5
Coding region: 127-513 (128 amino acids)
Molecular function (GO): protein binding
Source: RefSeq, a predicted model, not a curated record